AUGGAAUUAUUAAUCAACUAAAUUUCUCUAUUUGUUUAAGGCUCUCUUAUUUUAGAAUAAUUCAUUUGGAGUUUACCUUUGAUGAUAUAUUUCACUUUGGGAGUCAUGAAUGAACUACAAAAUAUUGCUUAUAUUAAUAUAUUGUCUACUAAAAAGCUAUUCAGUACAGCAUCUGAAAUGGAUUUAAUUACAAUAUUGUCUAGACCUAAUACAUUAUUACAAUAUUCAACUAUAUUAUCUUAUAUUCCAUUAGCAUUUUUAUGUAUAUUAAUUCUUUGUAGUAUUGGCUUCAUUUUUAUUGUAAAAAAUAGAUCAGAAAAUUUAGUCAUUGAGUUAUAAAUUGCUUUUAAUACUAAUAUUUUCAUAAAGGUAUUAUUUAUAUUUGUAAAUGUCUCUAUUGGUGUAAUUAAAUAAACAUUUGGAUACAUAUUGUUAGACAUAUGUUUUUAGACAAUCAAACAAAAUAUUAAUGAUAUUGUGCAAGUGUCUUUAAAUUUAAUAGCAAUUUUAGGAAUAUUUAUAUUAAUUCUCUUUUUUACUAAUAUGUUUUCAUAUAAUUGGGCCUUAGAUUUUUAAAGAGAAUAUUUGAUGAUAAAUGAAUCCAAUCUAACAUAUUGUAGAAUUGGUAUCAAAUUUCUAUAACUAUCCUUCAUAUUAUAUAUUUAAGAUGAUAAAUUAUUUCUAAUUACAUCAUUACUUCUACCUAUAAUAUCAUCAAUUAUAUAAAUAUAUUAAAUGUAAAAACUAAAACAAUUAAUCUAUGGAAAUUAUUAUAGAGUAAUAUUAGCUAUUAAUCUAAUAGUAAUAACAAUAUGUUUGUAAUAUUUAUUACAUGAAAUAUUUCCGUAACAUAAAUUUUAAGAAAUUUGGAUAAUUAUGCUUAUUUUACCAUUUUAUUAUUUUCAAAAUUAAAUUAAAAUGGAUUUAUAAAAACAUUUUAUAAAUUUCUAGAAUUCCAGUAUUGAAGAUUGCAAUUUAGUUCUGUUCUAAAUAAUAUAUCAGAUUACUUAAUAAAAGAAUAGCUUUAAUUAACAAAUAAUUUAUCUUAUGUUUCUUUAAAGACAUACAAAAAUGUGUUAUGAUAUUGAAUGUACAUGUAAAUAAAGACUUUUAUCAAAGAAUUUUUAGUAAAUCUCUCAUGAAAUAUAUUUUAAAGAACUUCUAUCUUAAUAUGAAAGAUAGAUAUCAACAAUGUCAUUUAAUUGUACAUAAGAUUAACUUGUAUUUAGUUAUUUAUAACUAUUAUUUUUUUAAAAGCAAUAUCUGUUAAUUUAUUAGUAUUUCUAAAUAAUAUUUCAAAAAUCAAAAAGGAUAAAUUUCCAAAAUUAAAUUUUAAUGUUAAACAAUUACAAUAUCAAUAAAAAAGUAUUCAAAAUUAAUUAAUUACAUAAAAUUAUAGUUUUAAAAGUAGCUUAAGAUUUAAUGAGAUUAGAUAUUGCAUAAUAAUUAUAAAACUAAAAGAAUACAUCAUUUAGUGAAUCAUAAAAAAAUCAUACUGCUAUUAAAGAAUAUUUGGAAUAAGAAAAUUAAUAUCUAUAAAUUAAAAACAUUCUAAGUUAAGUUAUACAUAAUAAAAUUAACUAUUUGGAAAAAGUAAAUUCAACUACUACCAAAUAAAAUCUAGAGAAAUUAGCUUAUAAAUCAAUAUAAUAUUAAAUAGAUGGAUUAUAAAAAUUAAAGAUUUCCUUUAAAUAAACAUCAGGUAUUAUAAUUUUAUAAUUUAUAGAUUAGAAAUCACAAAAUAUUUUAAUGUUUUAUAAUAUGGAAAUUUUAAAUGAUAUGAUUUCUUCCUCAAAUCAAAAUUCAUCUUCAAAUUGUAAUGAUGAGAUUAAUUUCAAAUAUAAUAAUGCAUUUCUGACAAAUGAAUUUUCUAGUAUGUUAAUUUAAAUAAACAAUAAGUAAAAUAUUAAAAUUCUAAAAUGUAAAUAUAAUCAAUUAGAUAAAUUUGAUAAAUUAGAUAUUUUAAACUUUUAAGAUAUGAUACCUAAUUAUAUUUAGAUAUCUCAUAUGAGAUUGAUUGAAAAUUUUAUUGCAGGAUAAUAAAACAAAUUUUAUUAAUAAAUUAAAGAAUCAUACAUAUAAGUAUCAUAGUGUUUGUGUAAGAAAAUUGAUUUAUUAAUGGAUUUAAGUUAAUUAAAUCUAACAUCAAUUGAAAUGAUUGUAUUUUUCCGUAAAAAAAAAGAUAAUUCUUAUAGUAUUUUUUUAGAUGAUUAAAAAAGAAUCAUAAAUAUUGAUGAUGAACUUUUUAGUGAUGUAUUAAACAUUGAUGGAGUUUUCUCUUAAUACUUUAUUGGUUUGGAUAUGAAUAUCAUUUUUGAGAAUAUUGAUUAGUUAAAAUAGGAUUAAAUUUAUAAUCAAUAAACCUUUCAUUUUGUAGAUCCAAAUAAAAUAAAUUCAUCUUAUUUUACUAAAUAAUAAUAAAUGAAAAUUCAAACCUUAUGGAAUAAUUAACAAUAUUUGUUAUGUUAUCAAUGUGAUUUAUAAUUUUCUUAAAAAGGAAAUGAGUUUGGCUCUAAUUAUUAUGAACUUAUUAUUAAAAAUCCAAGACGCAGUUAUAAUAAUGGAGAUACUUAUAUUUCUUAAUUUAAAUAAUCAGAAAAUAUAAUUACUAUUACACCUAUAGAUGAAUCAAUUAUAGUUGAUAAACCAUUUUUGAUAGAUUAGAGUAUAAAUGAUGAAAAGUUAUAUAGUCAAUAGUUUAUUUAGAAAUCUGAAUUAGCAGAUUAAAAUUUGAUAUUAUCAGAUAUUUAAUAAGAUGAAUAAUUAGUUAUAAUGAAAAAUAAUGAUGAAGAAUAAAAUAUUAGUUAAGAAAUAGAUGUAAAUACAGUUAAGAAAAAACAAAAAAAUUAGAAGUUAAAAACAGAAGGCGUAUCAUCUCAAUAAUCUGUUAUUUCAGCUAUGCAAAAAUCUAUAUAUUAUAGAUAAUUUUGUUUAGUUAAUGAUCUUGCAAAUUCAUAAAAAGUACCUUAAAUUUUUAAGAGAAUGAUAUAUUUCAGAAUAUUUUUAAUUAUUACUUCAUUAGUUGGAUUUAGUUUGGUAAUUCUUUUUAUUAUAAAUUUAGUAUUUAUAUGAAAUAGAUCUAUUUCAUCAUUUCCAAGAGGAUUUCAAAUUAUUAAGUAUGAAAAAUAAUAUAUUUUAUCCUAUUUUAUCUUUUUAGCUGAUACGUUUGUCAAUUGUAAAUUACAAUGUUGAACUCUAUUUAAAAUUAAUUACUUAAUAGUAAUAUUUGGAAUUAUUAAUUUAUCCAAAAUCUAAAUUAAUAGGAAGCUAUGAUAAAUUAAAAGUUGGUAUUUCAAAUAUCAUAUCUGAACCUCUUUUUUUUACUCUUUAUCAUGAUUAAUACUUAAAUCUGGAAUUUUUAUAAAGAGGAAAUGUUGGAGAGAUGAAUGAACUUGAUCUUCGUAAUAGUUUGAUUACUUUAUUGAAUUAUUAAUUUGAUACUUAAAAUGCAUAUAUUGAAAAUGGAUAAGCUGAUUAUGAAAGUUCUUACUUUUAUUAUUGUUACAAGAAUUUGCAUACUUUAUUAAAUGCUUUUACAGAAGCAAAUGAAAUUGCCUUUGGAAAUUCAUAAUAAAAGCAGGAUGAUUCUUAGUAAUAAAUAUUAGUUAUCUUUUUUGUUAUUCUUUUCUUUAUCAUUAUGAUAUAGUCAAUAAUAACAUUUUCUCAUUUACAAUUUUAAAUAUAAAAAGAAAAACUCAAACUUUUACUAUUAAAUUAAGAUUAAAAUUACAUAAAUAUAGAAAUUCAAAGAUUAACAUUACUAUAAGAAUUGAUUGAUAAGAAUUACUAUUAAAUUUAACAUUAUAAACUUAAUUUUUCAGAAAAAGAUGAGUAUUUUAGUAAAAUUAAAUCUUUAUGUACACAACAUUCUAGAUAAUAAUUAAAAAAGAAUACAGUAGAUGCAUAAUAUUAUCAUCCAAAAGGAAUUUUACUUACAUUAACCCAUUUUGUUAUUUUAAUCUUAGUAUUCAUCAUUUUUACUGUAAGAAUGUAUGGUUCAUAUUCAAAAAUAAAAUAAACUGGAUAAUUGUAUGAAGUAUUUGCUAGUUUAAAUAUUAAUAUUUUAAGUUUAUAUCAAUCAAGAGAAAUUCUCUUUUAUAAAACAGCUUUACCAUUUUUAAAUUAAACAGAUCUAAAUGAAUAUUAUAGUAUUGCAUAAUAAGGAAUAAAAGGAUUGGAAAAUUAUAUAGAUAAAUAAUGGAUAAUUUAAUCUAAUAAUUAUUUCUUUGAUUCAGAUUUUUUUAAUCUUUUGAAUAGAUUUAGUAAUGGAAAUUUAUGUGAAGAGUUAUAUGUAAUUUAAAUUAAUUUAAAUUAGUUAAUAGAUUAAUCUUUGAAUAUUUGUAAUAAUACUCUUGGUGGUGUUUUAUAAAAAGGAAUUUCAUCUGCUUUGGUUGAUAUUAAGAAUUAGAUAAAGACUGAAUUUGAAUUAACUAAUUUUACAAAUAGAUCAAAUUUCCCAAUUUUAGAAUUAGAAGGAAUUUCAAUUUUAAGUUAUGGUUUAUAGUACUUAAUUGAAAAAUUUAAUGAAGAUUUAUCUUCUUAUAAUUAUUAAGUAGAAACCAAUUAUAAUGUAAGAUAUAUAAUAAUAUAUAAUUUAGAUUACUAUGAUAAUUUGUUUAUGCAUUUCAUUAUUAAAUGGAUUAUUGUUAUUAAAAUUUGAUUAGAUAAUUUAAUUGAGAAAUUAUAAAUUAUUGACUAAAUUUAUUUUUUCUGUUCCUUUGGCAUCAAUUUUAUUUGAUGACAACUUUUUAAGGAACACAAGAAGUUAUUUUGUGAAUGAAAGAUUGAUAUGA
Paramecium pentaurelia is the source of this 4793-nucleotide messenger RNA. NCBI's taxonomy places the organism in Eukaryota, Ciliophora, Oligohymenophorea, Peniculida, Parameciidae. The record is from the annotation of a GenBank genome assembly.